Messenger RNA from Malaya genurostris, 14508 nucleotides. RefSeq names its product globin-5-like. The record is from RefSeq and is a predicted model, not a curated record. NCBI's taxonomy places the organism in Eukaryota, Metazoa, Arthropoda, Insecta, Diptera, Culicidae. The coding region runs from base 791 to 1450 and encodes 219 amino acids. The transcript is spliced from 4 exons. Gene Ontology annotation, molecular function: oxygen binding; heme binding.
AUGGUUAGUUUUGAAUGAACGAUAAGCGCGUUCGGACACGACAGUAUUUCCUUAUCUCCGCCAAGUGUAUAUCAUCUCGAUGCAAGAAGAAGUAUUACAGCUUCAGUGAGCUUUUAAUGGCUUGUCAUUCGUUUCCCUCGAAAUUUGUUCCCGUUUUCGUUAUGGACAGUGAUAGUCUGUUAGUAAUGUUGAGUUUUGUAACAGGGCGCAUUCACGAAAACAGUUGAAAUAAGAAGGAAGCCGCCACGAAAAAAGGAAAUUAGGUGCAACUAUAGAACAAUUUUCAGAUAGCUCAUGAUAUGUAGCACGUGAGAGAAAUAGGACUGCGAGAAAUGUGAAUCACGUCAUGGAAAACAACCUUACUUGCCACUGUUCAUAUUUCACUAGGUGUCUAAAUUUGUCUCUUUCGGCAACCAUUACUCUACUUGGAACAUGUAUGAAAUUACAGGAGUAAGUUGAAUCGCUUGGGACCAUUGAUGCUUCAAAAAGAAUAUAGUAAUUUUACAAGUGAGAUGAAGUGAAAAAUGAAAUGAAGAGAAAGUUUUAUUUAUAAGUGUGUAGUACACAAUUCUUUGACAUCUGGAGAAAUAUAGCUUCCUUUAUUUAAUACGUGGUUAAUAAUAGGUGUAGCUGAAGAAAAAUAUUCAAAAUGAUCCAGUGGAAUUUAAAUGACAAAAGUAGUGAAAUUAGUGAAACUAGUGAUUAGUAAAAUAUUGUGGAAUCGUAACGAAUUACUGAUGUUGUAAGAAGUUUCCUGCUUUAAAUACACACUUGAAUAGGAAAACUCAAUAUGGGUUGUGAAUUGUCAAAACUAGCCGGUGGCAGAGGUGGAGGCUGUUCUAAAGGCAAUGUCCCUAGUCUAGAUGCCUGUGGACCGCCACCAACAGAUAGUCGGCUGCCACUAACUGCCAAGCAAAAGUAUACCAUGGUGGCCUCGUGGAAAGGAAUCAGUCGAGCUAUGGAGACCACAGGAAUUGACAUGUUUAUCAAAUUGUUCGAGGAACAUUCGGAACUGAUAGAGCUUUUUGUAAAGUUCAAGGAUUUAAAAACUAAGGAACAACAAGCGAUGUCUGAGGAGCUACAAGAGCAUGCCAACAAAGUGAUGACCACGUUAGAUGAAGGUAUCCGCGGUCUAGACGAUAUGGACACAUUUUUCGAGUUCAUACAUCAGGUGGGCGCAUCCCAUCGUCGGAUUCCCGGCUUCAAACAGGAGUACUUUUGGAGAAUAGAGGAACCGUUUCUAUCGGCGGUAUCAAACACCUUGGGCGACCGAUACACACAGAACGUUGAAGGAAUAUACAAACUGACGAUCAAGUUCAUUAUCGAAAAUCUAAUCGCCGGAUAUGAAACAAGUGCCAACAAUAACGACGAUGUCAACAAUGCGAACCUUUCUGCGUCAUCCACUUCGGCAGUGGGGGCAAGUUCGACAAAUAGUAAAAAAAUCUCUUGAACGGUGUAAUAUAGAAAAAUAUCGCAUGAUGACGAUGGAAAUGCGCUAAGAAAUGUAACAUAACGAAAUUACAGCAUGGCUGGCUCUAGCGCAAAUAUAACAUAUGUACUAUGCAAAAUAAAUCGUUGGCCAGAGUGACUUUGAAUCACAAACAGAAAGAGAGUGUGUUCAUUUAUGUGUGUGACGUUACUGGUGCUACUCACAAAUACUGGAUUGAACGACAAAUGUUGAACAAGAAAAUUGACGAGGAUUAGAAACAUCAUUGACAAAACGACCCCACCUCUAAUAUCUUUAAUACAUAUUGCCACAAUAGCACUCUUUUUGUAUACAAUCCUCAAAAUAAGCAAAUAUGUGCAGGACACUCAAAACUUUUUGUAUGUUUUUAAAAACAUUAAUGUCAAUGGAAAUUGUCAUCAGUGGUACAGCACAAAAAAGCACAAUUUCUCGCAUGAAUGACUAACGAGAACAGACUAGCAUGCCAACCUAUCUUAGUGACUAUAGGGGUACCAUAGUCCACAUGGACUACCAACCUACAAUUGUACCAGCCAUCGAUAGAAAGGUAGAGAUAGAGUGAAAAACAUCGACUAGCUCUAGAUAAUACACUGUACAUAUUCAUAUAUCCUAAACGGCUAUUUACUAUCAUUUUCCGCCAAAGGGUCAUCAGGGCUGAUGAACUGGGAAUGAUGAAGUACGCGAAAUUUUAUGGCAAAUUACAUCAACAGGAAGAAAGUGUGCAAAGCGGUAUUCGUAAUGGUACAAACACGCAUAUUAGAAGGACCAAUGUGUCUAGCCGGGAUCAAUGUCAUUCACCAACCACUUCACCGUCCGUGAAUUGGACAAGCAGGCCAGGUAGAACGGGGUUCAAAAAUUUCGAAAUAAGAGCCAUGGUAACGUAAGCUCUGUUACCUCACCGUCUGUGCAGUAUUCGUUGAACAAAAAGAUUGCUGACGUAUUGUACGAGAAGAACCACUUUGAUGAAUUUUUAUUCCACGUCCGUUUGAAAAUGUUUCUAUGGAAAACAUACUCAAUACCAGUGAAUAGUUAUCAAAUUAUCGAUAAAAUUGAUUGAACUACGAUGACGAGGUACUCAUUUUAAUAUUUUAUGUGAAUCGGGUAUGCGUAAUACACAGAUCGAAAGGAUUUUUUUUUUUUCAAAAAGUACUUGAAGUUCUCCAUUUGUUACUAUUCUGUUAGAUGAAGCUUCUGUCUAGGGCAAACGAAUUGCGAUCCCGCUGGUUCCAUUCUCCACAAUACAUAUUGCAUGUAAAGAUAAUAGAAAUUGUCUAAGUAUCUGUGGAAAUUUUCAUUCUCACCACAUUCAUUACAUGAAAAUAUUAAGGUCUGGUAGUCAUAAUAAAAUCAAACAUCAUAUCCAAAAAAAUAUAAUAAACUACAGAAAUUUGGAGUUAAGUCCAACAAGCACAAACAUUAAUUUUUAUGUCAUAACUAAGAACAUCGAAAGACUGAAACCAUGCAUAUAUUCUCAAGCUUACCGUAAAAGAACGCUCACGUGAAAAUUCAUCUGAAUUGUAAGCAUGUUGACCAAAUAUGAAUGCGCAUUUAAACUUAUUUUCAACUCAUACUAAGCACACAGUUUGCAAAAUUACGUUUAGUCUGAUUCUCAUAAACAAUAGGCUAAGACAAUUUGAAGUGCAAGAUUUGGAUGAAUUUAUCUUGUACCAGUGCGACCACUGAUGCGACAAUACUUAAGAAUAACAGUAUUCUGAAAGAGUGUAGGAUCAUCACCCACUAUUAUGUGCUAACGGCAACGAUCUGGCAAGAAUUCGGUAAAUGGUCAUUUCAAAAAUCGAUAAACAAGGAACUAAUGAUCAUAAUACUACAAUGCCUUGUUGAGUUCAGUUGCGAUUUAGUAUUGUUAUUAAUGUUUCACUUGCUUUUUUGCGUGCACACAGGUAAAACUGGUUGUUAGGUAAAUCAUCAAACAUGUUAAGUUCAAUCAAUAAAGGUAAAUCAUCAAACACAUGUUCCAUUCACUGUCUUUUAUAUCAUUAAUCAGUGAAUCUCAAAUGGUUCUCUUCAAACUAAGAUGUCUAUAAUGAAUAUAUUGUGUAUCAGCAAUCGCUGUUCGGUUCCAAUUAUAAAUUAUUCAUUUUUAAACCGAUCAUCUUUGUGAAGUGGGGUCGUAUGGGUCUCAACUAUUGUACUCACUGUUUUUUUUAAUAACAAUGUUUUGACAGAUAUGCAGGACUUUCAAAGUGCCCAUAAUUAUGUCAUGUGUUCUCUAAAAGUGUUUUUAUUAUUUGAAAACUGAAUGUAGCCGUUCAUAAAUGUUACGUAUAGAAGCUUGAUAUCUCUUAUCUGUGAAUUUCGAAAUAGUCCCCCAAAUCCUAUUCUAAUUGCAUACAAAUGGACAUUGAUUAUAAUGUUAGGAUUUCUAUCAAUGUACAUCAAUGUACUAUUUGAGAUAUGAUACAGCUUUUUUGUGUGAAAUGGUCUGGAAAGUCAGGGUUGCAAGAAUUUAGAAGGGCCGCACGAAACGCUAUCAUUUUCAUGUUAUCUCACGUUCCCUCUUUGUCUUAGAUUGUAUUAAUUAUUUAACCUAAAACCUGAAUAAAGUAUUUCUGGUGUUAGAAACUUUAACAAAUCGAUUGCGUACAGUUUUAAUAAAAGCACAAAACCCGUUGCGUUGUUUAUUCCCAUUUUUCACAUGAUGCAAUAUUCAGUUUGAAUCCUGAAGCAGACCAAUACGACACAAUAGGAAUUAGCCAAUUUAACCUGUUCACCCCAAUUUUUUUAUAAGUCGUAUCUUUAACUAGAUUCCCGAAAGGAGGUUGAUUACGGUUGAUUAAAUUCAAUUCAUAUCACAUAGAAAACCCUAAAAAGUAGAUUGUAAAUCGAUUCAAUGACCACACGAAUCAGGUUAUACCGUUUCACUCUAAUCUAUCCUGUAGCUGAGUCUUAAGAUGAAUAUUAGUCCAUAUAUUUAAAAGUAGGACUGCGUUUUUUGUAUUUAAUAAAAUAUUCAAUAAGGCACACUACCUUAGGUCUAAGAUGCCGAGGGCAAGCAAGAUUUCGUUAUUAAAAAACACUUCUAAUGUUUUCCAAUAUCAAUCAAAUUAAAUAACUAAAUAAUAUCAAUUUUCAAUCAAUUGUUAAAUGCGUUAAAGGCAAAAAUUUACUUGAAGAAACGGUACAAAUAAGGGGCGGACGCUUAGAACAAUGUGCCAAUCAAACAUUACCACAAUGCGGCACUUUCGUUUUCAUUCAGGUGCACAGUUGCGGCACACAAAGCUUUUGACAAGUAGCUGUUUUCAUCAUUUUGCCUGCACUGCAAAUUAUUGUUAUGCCAACGGUAAAAUAAACAUAAAUGGAUUAAUUUUUUUUCUCUCUUCUUGCUGCUUAGUUUUCAAUGGAUGAAGGCUGGCAGACAUUCUGGUGACCGACUGCCUCACCGCUGCCAGAUAUACAACGUAAACGAUACAACCGUAUCCACCAGGAUUUUUCCACAUUGAAAUCUUUGACAUUUUCAGCGAAGGUGAGAAGAUGAAAACGCUCGGCUUAUUUAGAUACAGGCAGAGAUGCCAUUUAUACAGAUUUAUCUGUAUUAUACAGAUUUUUACAUGCUCAUACAGAUUUAAUACAAAGUACAGAUUUUAUACAGAUUUCCUCAAUUGAAUACAGAUUUAUACAGAUCUCACAAAAAUUAAGAAAGAAUUAACUUUUUGAUUUCAGUGACGAUCACAAAUUAAUAUGAAAAUCUGUUAAAUCCAUUUAUAUUAUAAUUUGAAACCAAUUUGAACUGAUAUUCAAUUUUUUUGCCAUGACUUAGUGAAAAAAUAUAUUGGAGAAGCCAAAUGAAUGAAAAACUAACAGAAAAGAUGAUUUAUUGGAAAAAGAUACGCUCAGAGACAAUACUUUAUUCAAGGAAGUAAUGGCAUCAUGAAAAUUUACUGUCAAACUGAGAGUGGUAUGAACCGACUUGACGUUGCAUAUUGGGCGUUGAAAUUCCAUGUCAAAUUAUAAAGUCACCAAUUUCUAACUAAAUAAAUAUAUGGGAUUACAAUUCAAUUUUUGUGGAUAAAAAAAUGAAACUUCGUCGUUGAAUAUUCUUGUGAGCGCCCACAACCACAACCACAAUCUAUUAGAAUAUUAUCUUAGCAUCAUUUUGUUGUAAGAAUUUCAUUUUAUUAGUGAAUACAGAUUAAUACAGAUUUUUUUAUACAAUGAAUACAGAUUUUCUAUGAAAAUAUCUGGCAUCUCUGGAUACAGGCGACUUUGUUUUGUCAAAUUGGAUUUGACAACCUGUGCUAGUACACGCAGAGAAAAAUAUUGUAAAAAUAACUAAAUUUUGGUUUCACGCAACGAUAUAUUUUGUUGAAAUAGUGACAAAAGAAAAUCUGAUUUGAAAUGGCAAAUAUUGUUGCUUGAAGCUACGAAAUAAGAUAUUUGAUUUUGCUCAGUGCAUUAGUUUGUUUCAAUAAAUAUUUUGUUAAAAAUAACAAAUAUUUUACUUACGCGUUCCUGUCAAUUUCUUGGCAAACAAUUUCAUGGUAAAUUUAAGUUUCAAAAUAAGUUUAAAAUGAACUAGCAUUAGAUCAUGAUAAUGUUAUUAGUUCUUUGAAUUGAUAAACUUGGCAGUUGAAAUGAACGAUAAGAUUCAAACUUUAAAUAAUUAGUAUUUCAACAUACGAUUUUGUUUGUUAAAAUCAUACAUUUUUGUUUGUCAUUAAUCUUAAAAAGAGAUUUCGAUUUAUUCCGAUUUUUAUCCAUUUGAAAUUAAAAGAAAUCAUAUUUUAAAAUCUACUAACUGUUUUGUUAUUUUAAACAAGCUCAAUUUCUCUGCGUGUACAAAAGAGACAGCAUCGCACUUUCCUUGCAACAGACCUACUGAUAAGGAGUGUAUCGAAAAUAAGCUAUCCACACAUUUUUCUUUCAAAUUAUGAUAAAAAACGAUAUUUUAUUCAAACUUAAAAUUGAUCCUUUAUUGUACGCGGUUAAACUUGAGCACAAAGAAAACUGGAUGAAUUUUUAAGUUAUUCCUUCACGAGUUUUCGAACUUUUGAUCGAACGCUCUUCAUCAAGUUCCGCACAAGUGUUGCAUCGUAUUUUUGGACGCUUGAGCCCAAAUUUUUUGGAACUCCUGCAUGUUCUCAGCUGCCUAACCAGUCUUCUUGAAGACCCUUUUCACGAUUGCCCAGUAACGUUCGAUGGGUCGAAGCUGAGGGCGAUUUGGUGGAUUGAUAUUUUCUCAACAAAACGUAUACCCUUUUCCGCAAGCCAAUUGAGAGAGGUUUUGGCAUAGUGAGCCGACGACAAAUCCAGCCAAAACAGUGGAGGUGUACUAUGCUUCUUAUAUAAAGGCAGCAAUCUCUUCUGGAAAUACUCAGAUCGAUAGAUAUUUAUAGUUCCGGUAGUGUAAAAAAUGGUUGACUUCAAACCAUAGGAACAUAUUGCUUGCCAUACCAGUACCUUUCGACCGAGUUUCUCCACUUGAAUCGACCUGUACGCAUCGCUCACAUCCUUCCCAACGACGACAGUAAAGUAUUGUGGAACUUGAGAGGUUUUUGAGUCCUCUUUUACAUAUGUCUCAUCGUCCAUCAAAACGCAUGCAUCCGGACCCUGCAAAAGACGCGAAUACAAUUUCCGGGCCCUUGUUGCUGCUUGCUUCUUCUGUUUUACACUUUGUUCCGAGAUUUUCUGCUUCUUGUAGGUCUUUAGGUGAUUUCGCCUCUUGAUACGCUGGACCAUUCCGACACUCGUUUCUGCUGUUUUGGCAAAAUCACGUAUUAACAUUGAUUUUUUCUUCAUGAUUAGAGAUACAACUUGCUGGUCCAGUUUCGGGUUGGAAGAACCGGGUUUUCUGCCUCUUCCUGGUAGCUCAUCCUAAGAAUAAUGUUCCCCAAACUUAUUAAUUAUGUUUUUAACACUGGCAUGAUGAAUUCCAAACCGUCUCGCCAAUUUUCGCAUAGUAAGACCCUUUUCACUUAGCCAUGUGUCCAGAACUUUAAUUUCCACUUCCUUUUCAAUACGCGAUAUUUUGAAAACGCAGAAUUUCAACCGCACAAACAAGUAAAGAAUCGAAAGCUGACAGCCAAACGCACAGCAUGCUGCGAUCUGAGCAUAAAAAACCAUCACAAAUACAUGCGUAACAACACAAAUGUAUGUGGAUAGCUUAUUUUCGAUACACUCUUUACACUGUUGAAGGUUGCAAAUAGCACAACGUAAUAUUAGUAUCUACUACUAUCUCAUGACAUUACUUGAUUACUUUGAACUGAACAUACGACUUAUGAAAUAAAUUAGGCAAACCAGGUUAAAUUGGCUAGUUCCUAUUGAUCGUUGAAGUUUUCUAUAUAAUAUGGUCCAGUAUUGAUAGGUCGUAUUUAAUCUGCUUCAGGAUUGUAAAUCAGAAUUCAACUUAAAGUUAAGUUUGAGGGAAAAUAGAGAUAAAACAAUACAGCACGAUUUAUGUGAUCAUAGAAACUAUCUGUUCACUAAUUCAUAUGGUUAUAUGCGGAACAUAGAGCUGUCUUGGUUAACCCUUAUGCACUCGAAUGGGUACCCGGGUACCUUUUCGAAUUUCAAAAUAAGAAAUUUCUGAGUUAGGUUUAAACUAAGAUUCUGCAAUUCGGUCAAUUCCAAGAACUAGUUGGACCAUAACUUCUCAUGCUUUGACUUUUCAUUUUACAGUAAGGGGGGUCGAAUGGGGGGGCUCAAAUUUUUUUUAUUACGUAAACACCCGAAUGGGUACCCGGGUACCCACAAAUAAAAAUGCUUGUAACUAAGGCAAAUUCCAUCCGAUUUGAAUUUUUUCAGUACGGGUAAAUUCAGAAAUUUAUCCACUUUUCGAUGGCCGUGUAUAUUGCUGUAGUAGGUUCUUCUGGUUCCCGUUAAUCCGGAUUUCCGUAGAAUGUUCCGACACUUGUGUUUUCCACCAUAAAUGUCAUUUACUAAUUUGAAACUUUUCCAAACCAGCUAUUUGAGAAAGGCCGUACCAAAAUGAACCUUUUGUAGAAAAAUGACGUCAUCUAAAGGGUAGUUGGCCUAUUCUGGACUUACUCUCAUAGAACGAAAAAAAGGAAAUAUAAAUGAGAACGAAACUGUUUGGGAAGUAACUUCGUGAUGUUUCGAAAUGUUUGUUGCCAGAAUUAAAAAUUGUAUUGCGUGCUCCUCGCAAUAGGCCUGAAGUACAUAAUAAUUUUCAAACUGAAGAUAAGAAAGUGAAGUAUAUAAGGGAACAUACAUAAAGUACGUCACGCGUUUAGGGGGGAGAGGUUUCAAAAAUACGUGACAAUACAUGGUGAAAAGAUUGAGAAAUGCUCGACAAAGGGGGAAAGGAGUGGUAGAAAAAUUCAAAAUUUUAUGUUACGUACAUAACGGAUGCCCCCUGAAAUAUAUAAACAUAACAACUCAGCAUAGCACUUGAUUUCAUAUAGCAAUUCUUAGAUAAGAUUACAAAAAUACGUGAAAUCCGUGUAUAAAUGCCUCGAUGUCGGAACUCAUUUAGGAUAUCCGGGUUCCUGGGAACUAGGAGCACCAUGUCCAUCUUUAUGGGUACCAAUCCCAAAGAGCUUAAGUUCCUGAAUCCAACAGUGCUAAAAUUACUUCAAUCGGUUGAAAAAUGCUCAACUUACAGCGAUUUAAAAAAAUGGGUACCCGGGUACCCAUUCGGGUGGUUAAAGGUGUUUUUUUUUUCGAGUGCACAACGGUUAAUAAACCAAAUACUAAUCAGUAGCUCUUUUUUUUUGUAAAUUUAUAGAAGAAGAUGAUUUGGGGUGAAUCAGAAUACAGUCUUUUGUGGUCGUUCUGAUUAACAGCUAUCUAUUUAUUGACCUUAUGAACAUGUCAGGACUACCUUUUGAUUAGUUUUUGAUUAGUAGAAUUCAUUUAUUUUUCAGAGUUUUAUAGCCAGACUUUGAAAUGAAGUCCGUAAAACAGAAAAGUUAGAAAUACAAUUUCUGAAAUUAAUAACUAGUGAUCGUUUCAUUUCCCACUGUGCAAUGUUUCACGAUCCAUUAUGACGCGAAAUAGUUGAACUUGAAAUCUGGUGAUAGUUAACCUUCUCAUGAUUUCCAACAGCUCUACGAAUACAGUUCAUUGACUUGUUUAGUGCUUAUCAACACAUACCAAAAAAGAGUCUAUGUCGUGUUUAAUGCCGUCUACGUUUCUAUCGUAGCGAAUUAAUUGAAGUCAAUACGAAAAAACAGUAUCAUGGUUCAAGGAAUUUAUAGAAGCUAUGUUUCUAUUCGAGCACUCAUGAAAAUGUCCACUAUGCGGUGAUCUUGAAGAACAACUAUUCGUUUGAAAACAAUCAUCAUUCAUUUAAUCUAGUGCAUUCUAUCAAAAUGACAUUCGGACAUUCAUAAAACACAUUUCAACAGUGUAGUGUGAACAUAGUGGUAAUGUAAAAUCAGAAAUGAUUUAAAGUGAGAUCUAUCCAAAUGUAGUCCAUUGAUUGUAGGGAAAGUGAAUAUAUGAUUCUUUCAUCGUUCGAAAAACUAACAUGCCAUCCCGCGUGAGGUUAAUACAAAUCAUUAGCUAACAACAAAUUCAAACCGAAAUUAUAUUAUUUUUCAACCUACUCAACUAAAAACUCUUUUUUUUUCUAACUCUUGUAAAAACGAAAUUCAUUUUAAGUGCUAUUCGAUAUAUAUUCCAACAAACACGAAACUUACGACCGAACAAUGCUAUGUCGAUGUGAUCAUAAAAUAGAAAAACAUAACUUCACAUCUCAUUCUACAAAACUUUAAGGUUGUCUUGGACCUUACAAAUAAGGUAACGAUAAUCACGGCGUAGUUUCCGAGAGUUACUUUUUUUUUAAUUUUUACUUUUUCAAGUGUCUUGAUAAUUCCAGAUGGUGGGGCCCUUAAAUGAUGGCUAAUGGACUUUCUGUAUAACAAUAAACAAUGAACUGUUUGGCAAGGUAACAUUUGAACAAACGGAAAUCGUGAUAAAGAAAAAUGUUAGUAAAUGUGUAGAUAAUAAUAAAGGUAUAAAUUCGUUCGCGCUUAUUGCAUUAGCAUAAGAAACGAAAAGUGAUGCAACAGAAAACUUGACGACGUUGAUUGCAUCGACAUUUUAGAUUAGAUAAAAGAACCUGAUUACGCAACCUGGUAGGUGUUACAGAAAAUACAUAUUCCGAAGAGCAUUGCCGUUGGAAACUUAAAGAUAUUUUCGACGAAUAAGUGAGGAUAUUUAAAACAAAAACGAAAAAAAAACUAUAAACUAUUUGUAUAAUCGUAACUUUUUUUAGAAAAAAGAAACAGAAAAAUAGAACUAUAGAAUAGUUUAAGCAGAAUUUGACAAUUUUCAAAAACCAAUAAACAAAAGGCAAGUAGAACAGCAUGUCCUUAUUCGAGAAAAUAUAUGUAGAGCAUGUUGUGUGCAUGUUAUACCAGCUACACUGUGUUGAACAAAGUUGCACUAAGUUCAAAGAAAAUGAAAACAGUGUUCAUAAAACGGUGAGUUAUAAUCGAUCAUUGAACGAUGAUUAAUUUUAGAAUAUUUUUAAAAUAAGCGAUAAUAAUUUAUUUCUUUACUGUUAAGAUAGUAACGAGCUUUGAAAUCGAAAUUGUUAAAAAAUUAGGAAGGGUGGAUAAUUGGCAAUAAAAUUAGUUUGAUUAUAAUUGUAAACUAUGCAAAGAUAGACCAUAGAACUAUAUUGAUAAACCAGUGAAAUUUGAAACAGGAAGUCGGGUUUUCCUUUAGCAGAAAAAUUACGAAAAAUGAGCGAAAUAAAUAAAUCGUCUUCAAGUUUUGUGAAUAUCUUCCUUCGCUUAAACGCAUUCUUAUCUGAAUCUGCUUCCUAAAAUAAUACAUCAAUUUGCAUUCUAAAAUCAUACUGUUUAAACUACUUAGUUGAGCGAAAAAAAGAAUAACUACUUAAGUUUAAUUAGUAAUUUUAAAUUUCAGUUUACUUCACUAAAAAGCCGUGGCGUGAACCUUCUCAACAUAAACGUUGUUUAAAUAGACUUUUUCCCGGUAACCGGACAUCAUGUUGUUAAUUGGGAAUCAUCCCAUUGUCCAUUUUGAUUUAUUAUGAUCCGGGGCAUGAGAGUGUGAUUAACACUAGAGAUAUUAAACUGUACAAAAUAAUGAUUGCAUUCAGUAUGCUAUCCACUCCACAGUUUUUCAUUUUUUUUAAUCUGUCAUUUUUGCAAUGCUGGUUUAAAUUUUUUAUUAGUCAAGCUAAUCCAUGCAUUUUCUAUUCCACUUUAUACCAUGUAAUUUCCUUGAAGUAGAAGCGAAAUUGUAAAAUAAUUCAUGUCUGUAGACGAAUUUCGUACCAACUCAAACAAGUGUAGGCAAUAUUCUGGACAUGUAGACUUCUCUUCUCACAAAAAGCCACUCUAGGGGGCAUAUUUUGUUUUUCUAGAAUUGAUCCAGACUGUCUUUUAGAAAGCCCAAACUUAUUUGACCGUUUUCUUUUCAAAUAGCUAUAGUCGAAAAAUGAUACAUCUUACAAACAAGUGAUGUACUAGUGGUUUUCGCAAAACUAGUUAAAUUUUCGAAUACAAAUAUUGCAAAAAUUCCCAAUCGAAUUCUACAAUGAAAACGAUCGGUUUUAAAAAUUUAUGAUCGAUUUGCAAGAAAAAAAAACAACAUUUAUGAUUUUGAUUAAAUUUUGACCCAAAAUAGGUGAUUAGGUUUCCUAACAACCGUUUAUAAAUUGCAAAAUAUUUUUUUUUUGACAAAUAUUUUUUCUUGUUCAAACUCAAUUUUACCCAGUGUCUUUUUAACGAAAACUCGAAGUAAUAAUCAUUCACGAAAUUCAGUUUGUUUUACAGAAUACUAUAUCGCUAGUUAUCCGAUGUUUGUAAAAAGUAUGACUGCUGGAUAAGGUUUUCUGGAAAAUCUUUCUCCCUUAAAAAUGUUCAUCUUUCCAGUGAUGUAUCUAGGGGAAGGUUUCUUGAUAUACCGACCCGAUUUUUCCUUUAACAUUUUCGUAAUCGAUUUUUUUCAGUGUAGUAAAUGAAAUCUUUUUCAGUGUUUUUAUUUGAAACUUUGACUCAUUUGGUGAACAUCACUAGUAAAAAAAAUUCUUGUUUUUUCGUUCCGAUUAUAGAAGUUUUUACAAUAAGGUAAAACAAAACUUUCUGCGAGGUUAGGAAUCGAACCCAAGUGGUUUACGUGAAAGGCAUCGAUUUACCCAUUACGCUUUACACAUCCCACAAUUUUUCGUUGUAUUUGUCAUUUAUUGACUAUAUUUAUUUGGAAACAAAUUGAGCAAUAAACAGUCUAGAUAAAUUUUGGAAAAACAAACUAAACCAAGCCGCUUUUUGUAACACAGUCUAAUCUAAUUCUGCGAUGAAAAAAAAAAUCGAUUUUCAUAAUUUUAUGGCGAUUUGCAAAAAAAAAACAUUUUUUAGCUGAAUUAAAUUUUAUCGCAGGAUAGGCUAGUUUGUUCUCUUCCAACCGUUCGUAACUAAAACAGGUUUUUUCGUGAUUUUUUUGGUUAACGAAAAAAAAACACUGAAAAAAAUCAGUUUGGACAAGGAAAAGUUUUUUUAGAAAAACGUUUUUACUCGAAAGUAAGGCCCAUCUUGCAAUGAAGGAACGGUUGGCAGGGAACAUAUUCACCUAUCUUGGUACAACAUUUAACAAUAAUCAAGAAUGGUGGUUUUUUUCCUUGCAAAUCGAUUUAAAGUUUUUAAAAUCAUUUAUUUUUGUUUCAGUGUAGGAUUCAAUUUUUAUUCCAAAACUUGACUGAUUUUGUGAAAAUCGUUAGCAUAACACUUUAUGGUAGAAUUUGUCUUUUUUCGACAAUAACUAGCUGAAAAAAAGUUCAGCCCUUUUCGAAAAAAGUCUAGACCAAUUAUCGAAAAAAAGUAUGCCGAAUGCAUUCUGUGACAACGUCUACAAUCAUUGUUUAAAACACAGCUGAGUACUGUUCUUGUGGAAAUGAUGGAUUAAUCGACAAUCGACAAACUGACUUAAAUGCAACCGAUCAAUCACACAGCAGCGAGCAGUUUUUUUUCGCUUGAAUUUUUUACAUUAUAUUAUUGGAACAAAAUGGCUCAAGUGGCACGGUACCCUUAUUUAUUUAGAGUAUUUUAUCAAAAUUCAACCCACGCAACCUAGACAAUUAAAAUAUAAUAAUUUGAGUUGAUGUAAAAGUGUUCAUCAAAAGUUUUCCCUGAGUUUAUUCAAAUUGUAUUAACACCAAUUCGAGAGGGUACAAAAGGAAUAUUUUUAAAAACUUGAAUAAAAACUGACUUAUCAAAAACUAAUCACAACAAAACUCGCUCGGAACAAUUGAGUUUCAAAAAUUAUUACACAACCUCACCUAAUGAGCAGGAAGAAUAACUUUUGACAGUUUCUAGUGAUUUGUGCAUUCCAAUAUGAGAGCGGGUAGUUGAAAAUCUAAAUGAACCAUUGAUAGCUGCCAUAAAUGAGCUUUAUUUAUCACGAGUUCAUUCGUGACAUCUUCUUGUGAAAUCUAAUUCUAGGCUGAUUCGCUCAACUGAGUAACACUGGAAGAAUUUGUAUGCUUUGAUUUCUUCAUUUACCAUACGCUUUUCAAGAAUCUUAGAGCCACUACAUUGCUAAUUCAGCAUGCGGUAUGAUCCACUUAGUACAUAUAGCUUCCCAUCAAACUCUCAUCGAUUUUGCGUAACAGUGUCAAUUAUAGGGAUUACGUGCUUGAAUCAUGAACAGAUCACCAAUAGCCGAGUAAUCAUACUUGAUCGGAAUUGACAAAUAGAAUGCUAUAAACGAAAAUAAAUAACCCGCACACUCCAUCGCUCUCUGCAAUUAACAAUUUUCCUCACCGCCAACUAAGACUAAACGCUAAUUGAGAAUGAGUAAGAAAAGUAACAAACGCUAAACGGUACCAAAUAUAUAGUCUUCUUGAACAUCAGAAGUCAUAUAAUUAACAGCCAUCCCGUCAACAUAAAAAAGUCACACACAAAAAAACAUGCAACUGUCGCAAAUAGCUCUCUGAUAGAAAUCAAUAUGGCAAAAUAUACAAUCUUCCGAACAGAUACGGUAACAGAACAGGUGCAUGAAACAAAAUGACAUACUAAUGAAUCACAGAAAUACAUAAAAAUGAAAACUGAAAACGGCCAGAAUAAAUCAUAUUUCAUGAAUGUGCUUUAAUA